This is a messenger RNA of Acanthosepion pharaonis, 3765 nucleotides long. The record is from the annotation of a GenBank genome assembly. NCBI's taxonomy places the organism in Eukaryota, Metazoa, Mollusca, Cephalopoda, Sepiida, Sepiidae.
AUGAAUUCUCCACAGCUGUACGUUGUGAAGCGAGAUGGUCGCAAGGAAGAUGUACAUUUUGACAAGAUCACCUCCAGGAUUAAAAAACUUUGCUAUAAUCUUAACAUGGACUUUAUUCAGCCGGUAUUUUCUCUCUCUUUCUUUCUCUCUCUCUCUUUCUCUCUCUCUCUUUCUCUCUCUCUCUCUCUUUCUCUCUCUCUCUCUCUUUUUCUCUCUCUCUCUCUUUUUCUCUCUCUCUCUCUCUUUUUCUCUCUCUCUCUUUCUCUCUCUCUCUCUCUCUUUUCUCUCUCUCUCUCUCUCUCUUUUCUCUCUCUCUCUCUUUUUCUCUCUCUCUCUCUCUCUCUCUUUUUUUCUCUCUCUCUCUCUCUUUUUUUUCUCUCUCUUUUUUUCUUCUUUUUCUCUCUCUCUCUUUUUCUCUCUUUUAAUUUUAAGCAAUUGCAGGAAAACAUCACCAUGAAGGUUAUCAAUGGCCUCUAUUCUGGUGUUACCACAAUGGAAUUAGACAAUCUGGCUGCAGAGACAGCAGCUACCAUGACCACAAAGCAUCCGGAUUAUGCCAUUCUGGCUGCCAGAAUUGCAGUGUCUAAUAUGCACAAAGAGACACAAAAAGUCUUCAGUGAUGUUAUUGAGAAUUUACAUGAGUAUGUGAACCCACAUACAAAGAAACAUUCCCCAAUGGUUUCUCCAGAAAUUUUUGAAAUUGUAAAGGAAAAUAAAGAGAGACUCAAUUCUGCCAUUAUUCAUGACAGGGAUUACAAAUACAAUUAUUUUGGCUUCAAGACUCUGGAGAGGUCAUAUUUAUUAAAAAUAAACAACAAAGUGGCUGAACGUCCUCAACAUAUGCUAAUGCGAGUGGCUGUUGGCAUUCACCAUAAUGAUAUUGACAGUGUCAUUGAGACCUACAACUUGAUGUCAGAGAAAUGGUUUAUCCAUGCUUCACCAACUCUGUUCAAUUCUGGGACUCUACGACCACAGUUAUCCAGCUGCUUUCUUUUGGCAAUGGAAUCUGACAGCAUUGAGGGUAUUUACAAUACUCUCAAGCAGUGUGCUCUCAUCUCGAAGAGUGCUGGUGGCAUUGGUCUUCAUGUUCACAACAUCAGAAGCUUUGGUAGUUAUAUUGCUGGGACCAAUGGAACAUCGAAUGGGUUGCUUCCAAUGCUUCGGGUAUUCAACAACACUGCUCGAUAUGUUGAUCAGGGUGGAAAUAAACGUCCUGGAGCAUUUGCCAUCUACUUGGAACCUUGGCAUGCUGAUAUUUUUGCUUUCUUGGAUUGCAAGAAAAAUACAGGUAAAGAUGAACAGCGUGCUCGAGAUCUCUUCUAUGCCUUGUGGAUCCCAGAUUUGUUCAUGAAGCGUGUAGAAGAUGAUGGAGAUUGGACAUUGAUGUGCCCAGAUGCAUGCCCUGGACUGUCGGAUGUCUGGGGCAAGGAAUUUGAAGAAUUGUAUACAAGUUAUGAAAAGGCUGGUAAAGGAAAGCGAACUCUAAAAGCCCAGCAGCUGUGGUAUGCGAUUAUAGAGUCCCAAACUGAAACUGGGACUCCUUAUAUGGUUUAUAAAGAUUCUUGCAACCGUAAAACCAACCAGCAAAACUUGGGAACCAUCAAGUGUAGCAAUCUUUGUACAGAGAUUGUUGAAUAUACCUCCCCUGAUGAGGUGGCUGUCUGUAAUUUGGCUUCUAUUGCAUUAAACAAAUAUGUCAAAUCUGAUCAAACAUUUGAUUUUGAGAAGCUCAUAGAAGUCACCAAAGUGAUAGUAAGGAACUUGAACAAAAUUAUUGAUGUGAAUUAUUACCCUGUUCCAGAGGCUGAAGUAUCCAACAAGCGCCAUCGGCCAAUUGGAAUUGGGGUGCAGGGUUUGGCUGAUGCCUUUAUUCUGAUGCGUUAUCCAUUUGACAGUGAAGAAGCCCAGGAACUAAACAAACAAAUUUUUUCCACCAUUUAUUAUGCAAGUCUGGAUGCAAGCUACAAUAUCUAUCUCUCUAUCUCUCUAUCUCUCUAUCUCUCUAUCUCUCUAUCUCUCUAUCUCUAUCUCUCUAUCUCUCUAUCUAUCUCUCUAUCUAUCUCUCUAUCUAUCUCUCUAUCUAUCUCUAUCUAUCUAUCUCUCUAUCCAUCUAUCUCUCUAUCUAUCUAUCUCUCUAUCUAUCUCUCUAUCCAUCUCUCAUCUAUCUAUCUCUCAUCUCUAUCUAUCUCUCUCUAUCUCCAUCUCUCUAUCUCUCCCUCUCUAUCUCUCUCUAUCUAUCUCUCUAUCUAUCAUCUCUAUCUCUCUCUCUAUCUAUCUAUCUAUCUAUCUAUCUCUCCAUCUAUCUAUCUAUCUAUCAUCCUAUCCUAUCUAUCUCUAUCUAUCUAUCCAUCUCUCUAUCUAUCUAUCUAUCUAUCUCUCUAUCUAUCCAUCCCAUCUAUCUCUCUAUCUAUCUAUCCCAUCUCUCUAUCCCAUCUAUCUCUAUCUCUCUCUAUCUAUCUCUCUCUCUCUAUCUCCAUCUCUCCAUCUCUCUAUCUCUAUCUCUAUCUCUAUCUCUCUAUAUCUCUAUCUAUCUCUAUAUCUAUCUAUCUCUAUCUCUAUAUCUCUCUCUAUCUCUAUAUAUCUCUCUCUCUAUCUCCUAUCUCUAUAUAUCUAUCUAUAUCUAUCUAUCUCUAUCUCUAUAUCUCUAUCUCUCUAUCUAUCUAUAUAUAUCUCUAUCUAUAUAUAUAUAUAUACAUCUCUAUAUAUCUCUCUCUAUCUCUAUCUAUCUCUAUCUCUCUAUAUAUAUAUAUAUCUCUAUCUAUAUAUAUAUAUAUAUCUAUCUAUAUCUAUAUCUAUCUCUAUCUAUAUAUAUCUAUCUCUAUCUAUAUCUAUCUCUCUCUAUCUAUAUAUAUAUAUAUAUAUCUAUCUCUAUAUAUAUAUAUCUAUAUAUAUAUAUAUAUAUCUCUCUCUAUCUCUAUAUAUAUAUCUAUCUCUAUAUCUCUAUAUAUAUCUAUCUCUAUCUCUAUAUAUAUAUAUAUAUAUCUCUCUCUCUAUAUAUAUAUCUAUAUAUCUCUCUAUCUCUAUAUAUAUAUCUCUAUCUCUCUCUAUAUAUAUAUAUAUAUCUCUCUCUAUCUCUAUAUAUAUAUUCUCCAAUAUGACAUGUGGAAUAUGGAUCCACAUCCAAUGCAUGACUGGGCUUCACUAAAAGCCAGAAUUGCCAAACAUGGAAUAAGAAAUAGUCUGUUGCUUGCUCCAAUGCCAACAGCUUCUACGGCACAAAUUUUAGGCAAUAAUGAAUCGAUUGAAGCAUACACAAGCAACAUUUACACACGCAGAGUUUUGUCUGGAGAAUUUAUGGUUGUAAACAAACAUUUAUUAAAAGAUUUGACUGAACGAGGCCUUUGGGACGACGACAUGAAAAAUAAAUUAAUUGCCAGCAAUGGAUCAGUACAGGAUUUGGCAGUUCCACAGGAACUGAAGGACUUGUACAAGACAGUGUGGGAAAUCUCUCAGAAAGUGGUUAUCAAGAUGGCUGCUGACCGUGGCAUUUACAUUGACCAAAGCCAGUCUCUCAAUCUUCACAUUGCAGAACCAAAUUAUGGCAAAUUAACCAGCAUGCACUUCUAUGCCUGGAAAAUGGGCCUCAAGACUGGUAUGUAUUAUCUCCGUACUAAGCCAGCUGCCAAUGCCAUCAAAUUUACUGUGGACAAAACAAAACUGAACUCUUCUGUUUCUGACAAAACAGAUUCUGUCAAGAAGCAAAACAUGGCGGCUAUGGCUUGUUCAAUCAACAACAGGGAAGAGUGUUUGAUGUGCAGUGCUUAA